This is a messenger RNA of Elaeis guineensis (African oil palm), 1941 nucleotides long. Its product is annotated as protein LIFEGUARD 2. Gene Ontology annotation, cellular component: membrane. The record is from RefSeq and is a predicted model, not a curated record. NCBI's taxonomy places the organism in Eukaryota, Viridiplantae, Streptophyta, Magnoliopsida, Arecales, Arecaceae.
CCUCUCGCGCUUCCUUCUCCUCCAACCUGAUUCCCCUCCCUCUCCACGAUAAAGCCCCGACGAACGAAUCAAGAGAGGAACCCCAGGCCAAUUUCAAACCCUUGCUCUUUCGGCGUUCUUCUCUGGUGCUCUUGGUGUGUGGAGAGUUCGGCGAUCGCCCAAGAGGAGAAAGAUGUGGAUCCGGCCGCCGUAUGGGAAGGGCGUGGACGUGGAAUCGGGCCCCCGGCCGCUGUACCCAAUGAUGUUGGAGAGCCCAGAGCUCCGGUGGGCGUUCAUCCGGAAGAUCUACGCCAUCCUGACCGUCCAGAUGCUGCUCACUGUCGCUGUCGCUGCCGUCGUCGUCACUGUUCGCCCAAUCUCCCACUUCUUUGUCUCCUCUGGCGCCGGCCUCGGCCUCUACAUCUUUCUUAUCAUUCUCCCCUUCAUUGUGUUAUGCCCUCUGUAUUACUACCAUCAGACGCACCCGGUGAAUUAUCUACUCCUUGGAAUUUUUACAGUGUCUCUUAGCUUUGCAGUUGGGUUGACGUGCGCCUUCACAAGUGGGAAGGUUAUACUUGAGUCUGUUAUCCUUACGUCGGUGGUGGUGGUGAGUCUCACUUUGUACACCUUUUGGGCGGCGAGGAGAGGCCAUGACUUUAGCUUCCUUGGGCCUUUCCUGUUCGCUGCAGUGAUGAUCCUGAUCGUAUUUGCCCUCAUCCAGAUCCUGUUUCCACUUGGGAGGAUCUCAGUCAUGAUCUAUGGAGGACUCGCUGCGAUUAUCUUCUGCGGAUACAUCAUCUAUGAUACUGAUAACUUGAUAAAACGCUACUCCUAUGACGAAUAUAUUUUUGCUGCUGUUGCUCUGUACAUCGACAUCAUCAACCUUUUCCUUUCUUUGCUCACUCUUUUCAGAGCGGCUGAAGCUUAAAGCAGGGAUGUGACACGUGUUUUUACUCCACAUCAAAAUUGUAUAACUCUAGUAUCAUGUGCAUAGAGCCUUCUUUUCUCCAAACCCAAAAAAAAAAAAGGUUUGAUGCAAUCUUGUUGGUGUAAAUUACAUCAUGGCCCUGCAUUUUAUUGUGGAUCGGAAGAAUUCUAUGUUUCUUCUGCAAAUCAAUAUUCCCUGCUUGGCUAUAAUUAAGUUUGCAAACAUCCGGAUGGAAUUUUCUGGGGGACAACGUUAAACAACCUUGAAUUUGCCUAUUUCGCCCUUGGUCUUGCAGAUUUUCGGCUAGCGGUUGGGACCCUCCGAGUCUGGACGUAGUGGAUCGCAUUUCGGCAUGGAUACCUGUUCCCGCUUCACCUUUUUGUAAGGUCUUGUCCUUGACGGUGGGGCGUCCUAUUAAAAUAUGAGCAUUUCAACGCAUCUGUAUCCUUCUGUCUCUGUCUUUUCCCUAACGUAUGUUGGGUGAGAUUAUUUUAAGGUGAUGCUAAUGUGGACGUCUCGAACUUGAUCAGAAUAUACCAUGUUCCAGCCUUCUAUCGUCCAUCUUUCUUUGUAGAGCUGAAAAUGUCUACAGGGAGAAAGCUUCAACUUAGAGCUUCUGGGUGGGUAAAAGCUCCGCUUGAGAAAACAAAGAAAGAUGGCGAUAGUAAUCGGUUUGCGUCGGAUAGGCCAUUGGUCUUGCCCUUCUCGUACUUUGUGCCAGAAUAGGGUGGAAAUAUGGGAUGGGUUAAUGGAUCGGGUUGGAUAAAGCUGUAGAAGUCGCGUUUUGGCGUACAAAUCUUUUUUUUUUUUUGACCUCGAGGAGGACGUUUAUAAGGAGAUAUAUAUUUGGGUGAGAUUUGAGGAGAAUUUCAUUACUAUUCGUACUUGUCGUGGUGCCUUUCAACUUUCGGAUCUCGAUCGCCGCUUUAGGAGUCUCCUUGGUGUCAUACUGAUGAGUGUAGCUGACGAGUACAAUUUAACUUCUGUCAAUUGGCUUAUUUAGAAAAGAUUUGGUCCAAUUGGACUCUUUGCAA